AUGGGAAGAUCGAGAAGUCGCAGCCGUUCAAGUUCUGAUGAUGAUAGAGAAAGAGAAAGAUCUGACCGAAGAUAUCGAGAUGAUAAGUACAGGGAUCGCGAUCGUGACAGGAGACGACGAAGUCGAUCUCGAUCUAAUUCUCCUCAUAAACGUGGAUCGACUCGACGACGAGACGAUAGUCGAGAUGGAGGCCGAAGGAGCACUGAUUCGAGACGCAACAAGCCGAUUCGGCCGACAAUUGCGGCGCACAUCGGACCACCGGCGAUUGAUCCGCAAGAUUUUGACAAUUGGGUUCAAAUUUUGAAUAAAUGUGAUCAAAAUGACGAUGUCGAAUAUACCAGUGAGAAGUAUGCCGAGUUUCUGAAGCGUUACCCGUAUUGUUAUGGAUUCUGGACGAAAUACGCUGAAUAUCAGAAGAAAUACAAUACGCUAGAAGAAUCGAAGAAAGUUUGGGAACGAGGAAUUCUUGCGGUGCCGUUGUCGAUUGACUUGUGGCUUGGCUAUAUUGGGCAGAUGAGAUCGGUUCCUGGUUUUCCUGUUGAUUCAAUUCGAGAACUUUACAAAAGAGCCCUGGAAAUUGCGGGAUUGGAAUAUCAAAGUGAUCGUCUAUGGCUCGACGCGAUUGGUUUUGAACAGAUUCAAUAUAUUCAUGAGAUGUGCAGCCAAAAUGAAGACGCAAAUUGUCGGCGUAUUGGAGAAUUGUUUGAUCGAUUGUUGGGCACACCGACUCUUCAUGCUGCUACCCAUUUUGACAGAUACGUGGCAUACAUCAACACAAUACAACCCAACUUGUUGCUAUCUGAGGAAGAAUAUGAAGAUGUUUUGAGAAUUGCUAAAAGAGAUUUGAACAAAGGAAUUGACGACGAAGUCUAUCAUGAAGUUGACCAAGUGUAUAUUGUCAAACCAAUGGCCGAUAACAAGACUUUGACGGUUUCGGCGGUUGAGGAGGAAGGAACUUUUAAGGUUACGGUUCGCCGUCUUGAGUUUAAUGAAGAUGUCCUUCGUGUUAUGCGCAAUGAAAUUGCUGCACGUCGUCGAAAAAUAUUCGACCGCAAUUUGAGGCAGUGCGAAAUGCGAGCGUUAUUUGAAGCCAAUAUUAAACGACCUUAUUUCCAUGUUAAACCUUUGGAUAAUGUUCAAUUGUUCAAUUGGUUAACUUAUUUGGACUUUGAAAUUCAGCAAGGAGAUCCUGAAAGAAUUGAAAUUUUAUUCGAGAGAUGCCUGAUUGCUUGUGCUCUUUAUGAAGAAUUUUGGAUAAAGUAUGCUCGAUGGGCGUGGAAGGAAAAUAAGUCGGAAUCUACGAUUCGUGAUAUUUUCAAACGCGCAAAAGUGCACAUUCCGAACUCAUUAAAUAUAACACUAGCGCAUUCUGGGUUUGAGGAAUCUAUUGACGACUUUGAAUGUGCUGCUGACAUUCUUGAACGAUUCCGCCGCGAUUAUCCAGGAUAUGUUAAUCUUGAAAUGCGUUAUGUUGGUAUUCUCAGACGGCAAUGCGAAAAAGAAGGUUCGAUGUCGUUUUCAAAAGUUGUGAGCACUUUGGAGAAGCUAAUUACACGAUCAGAAAACUCGCCCAACCUGAUGUCAUUCUACUCGUUGAAAUUGGCGAGGUUCCAUCAGAAAAUCCGAAAAGAUUCGAAACUUGCGCAAAAGGUUAUCAAAAAGGCACUUGAAACUGAUAAGGGAAACUUGCAAUUGUACACUCAAUUAGUGGAUAUCGCCUAUAGCAAUCCCGACAUGAAAGAGUCCGAGGUUAUCGAUGCUUUUGAUUUCGCUUUGGUUAGCAGUCUUCCGCCUGAGGAUAAAAUUCGAUUCAGCCAACGAAAAAUGGAUUUUCUCGAGGAACUCGGAAUGGAUGUUUUAGCAAUUGAGGAACAUCGCGAAUUCCACUACAACUUGUUGGCUCAACUUCCAGACACUAAUGCAAUUCGAACGAGAUUUGUGAAUGAGCCGUCGAGAGUAAUGGUGGUUCCUCAACCUAUCGCACAACCGCCGGUAAUGUGGCCGAUGCAGCAGCCAAUGCAGCCGCCGCUUCAACCGAUGCUUCAACAACAACCUCCUCCAAUGGGAAUGCCUCCAAUGAUGCCGAUGCAGCAAACAUUUAUGGCACAGCCCCCACCGAUGCAGCCAAAAGUCCAUCUACAACUGAUUGAACAGGCUCAUAUUCCUCCUCAGCAGGCAUCUGCACAAAUCAUUUCGUCGCCCAUGAUUGCUGGUGGUGAUGGUGGAUCAGGAACCCCUAUGGAUCAUCAAUAA
Messenger RNA from Caenorhabditis bovis, 2253 nucleotides. NCBI's taxonomy places the organism in Eukaryota, Metazoa, Nematoda, Chromadorea, Rhabditida, Rhabditidae. The record is from the annotation of a GenBank genome assembly.